Galeopterus variegatus (Sunda flying lemur) is the source of this 402-nucleotide messenger RNA. RefSeq names its product proline-rich protein 23D1-like. The record is from RefSeq and is a predicted model, not a curated record. The transcript has 3 exons. The coding region runs from base 1 to 402 and encodes 133 amino acids. NCBI's taxonomy places the organism in Eukaryota, Metazoa, Chordata, Mammalia, Dermoptera, Cynocephalidae.
AUGGAGCAGUCUCCUGAGACAGGGCCAGCAGUUUCCCAGCAUGCAGAUGAUCGUGUGGUCUCGGAACCAGGAACAGAACUCCAGCUGUGCCUGGGAGCUGAGGUCCUUGUCCUGGCCCCACAGAGAGCCCUGCAGCUCACACUCAUUAGCAUAGUCAUCAUGGUCAUUCCUGAUCAUGCCUUGAGAGCCACUGGCUCCCAGGGGUCCUUCCAGCUGCCCAAGCUUAGUCCUGAAAGAUUGGAACUGCCGGUGGAACUCAAGUUAGACCUCCACGGCCUGGGGCCCUUGCUCAGCUCUGCCCACAGACCUCUGCCUCCCUCACCCAGUCCAGGGCCCAGAGUCUGCCACAAAGGCCCACGCAGGCCAGCUAGCAAGGCCCAAAGAUGUCUGUUCCAACAGUGA